UCUUUUUCCGAAGUUUAAAAUAUCGUGUCUUCUUUGAAAAGUUGUACUGUCUUUUCUUUAUUUUUUUUUUUUUUUUUUUUUAUCGAAAUCCGGUGUUAUCAGUAAAUACGUUUGCAGCUUUUCUUUUUAGCAAUAGUUGCCAUUCGUAUUUUGUGAAUGACACCGGUGGUCUACGUGCUCAAAAUACAAGAUAUGUUCACGACAAAAAGGUUCAAAGAAUUCGAAUCGUUCAGCAUAUAUCGCCACUCAGAAUCGUACUUUCUCGGCAUAAAGAAUCACAAGGAACUCGCCUUCUCUCGAUUCGUGAUUUAUACUCUUCAUCGCCGUUCUUAUAUUUACGUUGCCUUUAACUGCACUGAAAAAUUUAUUGACUUGCUGUGGUUUGAUUGUCUGCCGCAGUUGUCGAUUCAAUUACACUUAAUUUGUUUCUAAUUGAAUUUCAAUAAGCUUACCGUAUAAAAUGUUUAUUAACGUCCAAUAGAGUAAACUUUUCGGUUAGGCGAUGCUUAAGAUAAUUAAUUCGCGUGAAUCAUAUGAUUUAAAUUUCUUUCACUAUAUUAACGAAGUUAAUCGUUUGCAAAUCUUUGGAAUAUUUACAAUUGCUUCGUAAUAAUUUUAUCAAUAAUGUUAACGAUUUAAUUAUUUUAAACAUCAGCUGACUCGAAAAUUUAUUCCAAUUGGCAAACGUUAAUGAAUUUUCUUAUAUUCGAGUUGAAUCUUGUCAAACUUAAAUUUUUGAAUUUGAACAUUUCUUGUACAAGGUUACUGUAAGUAAUUCACUCGUUGUUUCAUUACCCUGUAUAUUAUCUUAUCAUCGAAGUUCAAAUUGCAAUGAUAAUAUACGUGAUAGAAAAUAUAAAUAUUUACGUAUAUACUUUUAUGAGUAUCAAAAAAAUUAGCCUAAAAUCUAAUCGCAGGUGACGCAAAAAUUUCUUGCAAAUGUUUCACAAUUUUGAUCACGUUCGUGUCAUCCAUACGUGUCGUUUCCACGUAAAACUUUUCAAACACGAUAAACGUUUUUUACGUUAUAUAAUUAACAUCUGGCUGUGUACUUUUGUUACUCAUACGCUCAAUUUUUCAUAGAGAUAAUUUCUGAUGACUUUCUCACUUAAAACUGGUAAUAUCGAUAAAACUUCUUUUCCACUAGACUUUCAUGUAAUUAGGAUUGCACCAAAAUAUAUUUUAGAUAUUUUCGUAUACUUUGCUAAAAAGUUUACUUCAGAAUCUAUUCUUUUUUUUCAAUUUUUCUAUCUUUUGACAUAAAUUCAGUUCUUAUCAUAAUUAACGAUUCUCGCGAUAAAUAAUUGGCAAUUAAUUAUGACUAUGUCAUAUGAAAUAAUUAAAGAAACCGUAAAAACGAUGUUAAAUUAAUCUUUUUUCUGUUCCGCUAUCGUUCAAGUGUGUUUCUAUGACCUAACUAAUUACUAUCUUAAACAACUCGAUGCUUCAAUUAACCAGUUAAUUCAAUUUAGCUUUCGCCUAAUUGAACACCCUAUUUCACCAUCUCUAACAAGAAUGAUCGGCUAAUUAAAAGGAUUUAAUCUCAAUUAGGUGACUAGAAUGUACAAUUUUUACAAUCAAUUUACUUAAUUACAAAUUAAUAAAUAUCCGCAGUCUCGUCAUUAGACACAUGUUCGCCAUUUUACGUUAUUCAUCCACCUCGACCAUUCCAAGAAUAAUAACAAUAACUUACGAGUUCGUUGGUUUCUAAAAAAGCUAAUGGGAUCCGUCAUAUAAAAAUACAAAACUGGGUUAAUUAGAGGAUACCAUCGCGACACGGAAAUAAGCCUUGGAAAUUGAUAAAACAAACGAUUUAACGCGCCGUCGCGCAUUCUCCUCCAACGAUAAUCAACCGGUCAGCUACACCGUUGAUAAGCGAUAAUUCAAAAACAUAUUACGCAUAUAAUGUGUAUGUGGAACGUGUUAGAUGACAGUGAGUAAUGAGGCAGUCGAGCGUUAAUUACAAUGAGACCAGACUUUCAAUUGCGGGUCCAGGAGGAGGAGGAGGUCCUGCCAAUGUUAGACGCGCGGAUAUCGCGCUAAUUUAGAAAUGACACACACCGUACCUAAUUCCACGCUAGUUAAGGAGGCAUAUGAUCGAAUAAAAAUGAGUACAUAAUAUGCACACAAUGAAAGUGUAUCUUAGCGGCGCGACACACAAAGCGCUGCGCAGCAUGUCAAAUAGCUGCGCUAAAUAAGGCUGCCAGAUAACAACAACUGUACUCGCCGGUGGAAUAAUAAUUGUGUUACGAUACCUGGCGUAAAUGUACUAUGGCAUUUUGUAGUGGUAAAGACAAAAAAUGCAUCUGUGUGUCUCAAGAUCAACAUACAGGGACUGAAGAUAUUCAUCGAUGGACUUUGCCGUAUCUUUAUGACGACCAGGAAGAGCCUGAAAAGCCUGAAUGGCAGGAACUCUCCACGGAGGAUUCUUCAAUGUCUGGGCUCGUCGGAUCUUUACGUGGCUUGGAGGAUAAUAGUGGGAACACAGGGCAACCGUAUCGCAGGCACAGCCUCGCUUUAUCUCUCCAUUCGAAUUUGGCCGCUUUUCCGCUUCCUAGCAAUCAAGAAGCUUCGCCUUUUCACGUCGUCGAUUCAGCACGAAGAAGAUUCAGUAAUGUCAGCGACGUUGUUUCCAGAAAGAUUUCUCAUACGAUUCGAUGGAGAACGGUUUCAGCUUCGAUCGAGCUCACAGUAUCACAGGGAUCAUCGUUAUGUGCUCAAUACAUCCGAAAUCGUUUAAAACGAUCUGGAAUUUUUCACCGAAAGCUGGGUCUGAAAAGAAUGAGAAGCGCCAUGUUGCUUCCUGGAGGUGCAGUCGUUGGUGAAGUUUAUCCAGAAUUAGUAUCAGUUGGAGCUGAACUGGAAAAGAUGCAUCCAAAUUUGUUCAAUCGUGUUUCACGACAAAUCGGUUGUGGUAGUUUCUCAUCAGAACAGUCUGCCAGCGAGGCCAUUGCCGAUAUCUCCAGGGAAAUGAUCAGGAAUGGAGAAAUGACUUGGAGCAAAGUGAUAGCCCUUUAUGCGGUUGCUGGUGGUAUUGCCGUAGAUUGCGUACGUCAGGGUAAACCUGAAUAUUUACCUGCUAUACAGAGAGGUAUGACGGAUGUAUUAGAAGAAGACCUUGCAGCAUGGAUACAAGCUAACGGUGGAUGGUCCGCUUUAGCAACACGAUACAGACCUGUCACAAAAGAAACAAUGUGGUAUUCACGGAAACUUAUAUUAUUAUUUUUAUUCACCGUCUUGCUCAUUUUUAUGAUCUCUAUAUUUUUAAAAUUUGUAGUUUUAUAAUACAUAUAAUUAUGUAAUAUAAUUACAUAAAAAGUGACUUAUACUGUAUAGUAUUUAAAUGUAAAUUCUCAUUUAUGUAAAAUAUUUGUAUAUUAGAUUCCAAAAGUUAAACAAAUCAUCGUGACAUUUAUCUCAUCAA
Molecule: messenger RNA, 3424 nt
Organism: Bombus pyrosoma
Lineage: Eukaryota; Metazoa; Arthropoda; Insecta; Hymenoptera; Apidae
Product: bcl-2-related ovarian killer protein-like
Exons: 6
Coding region: 2272-3285 (337 amino acids)
Biological process (GO): extrinsic apoptotic signaling pathway in absence of ligand; regulation of apoptotic process; intrinsic apoptotic signaling pathway in response to DNA damage
Cellular component (GO): mitochondrial outer membrane
Molecular function (GO): protein homodimerization activity; protein heterodimerization activity
Source: RefSeq, a predicted model, not a curated record